AUGCCAGCACAGUCAAAUACUUCAGCACCUACCCCAGAGGAGGGUGCGGGCAGCCCCUCCGCCCCCGGAUCGCCCCAACCUAGGACUGACGAGAAGCGCGAGACCAAGCCACUGCAUAAAGAUAAUCCCGAGGAUCAAGACACAUCCGAACAGCAAAAAAAGGAAGAGGAAGAGGAGGAUGAUGGAGAGGAGACAGGAUCACAACCAAGCGAGGACAAGGAAGACGACCAGGCCUCUGCGCCACCUUUGCCCGAUGAGGUCCCACCACCGCUCCCCGACGAGGCGCCCCCGGGCCCGGCCGAGGACGAUGGCUGGGAACCUGUGUGGGACAACAACGCCCAGGCAUACUACUUCUACAACCGGUUCACCGGAGUCUCGCAGUGGGACAACCCUCGAGUGCCUAACGCGGCGGGCUCCGACGCGCCGACGCCCGCACCCAAACCCAAAGCCCCCGCUGUUGGCGGCUACAACCCGGCCAUACACGGCGACUAUGAUCCGAACGCCCCCUAUGCGCAGCAGUACGAAGAGCAGGCCCAACCGGACUCAAGUGCCACCGGGCUGGACCCGUCGGCAGCAUACGCCGCCACCGGCUCGUUCAACCGGUUCACGGGCCGAUGGCAGGCUACCGAUAUCAAUCCCGACAACUAUUCCGACCAGAACAAGGCCCAUCGCCAGAUGAACGCGUUUUUCGAUGUCGACUCCGCGGCCAACACCCACGACGGCCGCAGUCUCCGCGCAGAACGUAGCGCCAAGAAACUCAGCAAGAAAGAGCUGAAGAUGUUUAAGGAGAAGCGCCGCGAAAAGAAGGAAGAGAAACGCCGGGCUUGGUUACGGGAUUGA
Molecule: messenger RNA, 840 nt
Organism: Penicillium alfredii
Lineage: Eukaryota; Fungi; Ascomycota; Eurotiomycetes; Eurotiales; Aspergillaceae
Product: WW domain-containing protein
Exons: 1
Coding region: 1-840 (279 amino acids)
Molecular function (GO): protein binding
Source: RefSeq, a predicted model, not a curated record